AUGUCCAGCCUUCUAGAACCUAUCACCGUCGGUGAGAGGCUCCCCUUGAGAAACCGUGUAGUCAUGGGAUCCAUGACACGCAACCGCUGCAUCGAUGACUACAAGCCCGGCCCUGCGCAGGUCAAGCAUUACGCCGACCGGGCUCGAGACGGAGUCGGACUCAUUGUCAACGAGGGAACAUUUGUCGAUUGGACAGGCUGCGAGUGGAAAUACUCGCCCGUCAUGAUCACAGACGACCACGCUCAAGCUUGGCGAAGAGUCACGGAUGCUGUUCAUGAGGAGGGCGGGAAGAUCUUCUUUCAAGCGUGGCAUGCCGGUCGCUGCCAGCAUGAUCAAAUGCCAAUCAAGAAACAAAUGGGAGGUCCGGUUUUGGCACCAUCUAGUAUCAAGGCUGAUGCAGGAAAAUAUCGUGACCUCCCAGGAUCCCCGGGUCACACGGACAAUGUGGAAGCGAUCGAGGAUCCACGGGAAGUAAUCGAAACCUACCGCCACUCUGUAGAGCUGGCGAAAAAUGCCGGUUUCGACGGGGUAGAACUGUUGGCUCAGGGUGGCUAUCUGCCGCACCAAUUCCUCAUGAAGCGUGCCAAUAAACGGACGGAUCGGUACGGUGGUACAGUCGAGAACAGAUGCCGAUUUGUCCUUGAAGUUGUCGAUGCAAUCAGCAAGGUAUUCGGCUGGCCUGAGUUCAUCUGUGUCAAGCUGAACCCAACUGAUUUUGCCAAUGACUCCAUGGUCACCUUCGAGGAGAUGAAGGAAACCUAUACUCACCUAAUCAAGGAGCUAGUCGCACGCAAGGUCGGGAUUAUCAAUCUCUCCCGACGUGGAGCUGAUCCGAAUGCUGGGACUGGGGACUUCUUUGGGCUCGUUGGCCGGCCUAGUGAUUAUCCUCUGCCUCCUAACUACGAUCCGGUGCUCGACUUUGGACCGCUGGUAAAGUAUCCCGGGAGCCCUUCGUUGCUCAUGGCCAACCAUGACUACACGGUUGAGGAGGCGAAUAUUUUGGUCGAAGAGGGCAAGCUUGAUUUGAUUACAUUUGGUCGACCGUUUAUCUACAAUCCUGAUGUCAUCUCGCGUAUCAGCCAUGGCAUACCUUUGGCCACGAACGAUCGCGGCAACACCGUUCAUUAUGGUCCGUACCAAACGCCAGACGAGAACUAUAAUGACUGGCCUGUUGCAGCUAUCUAGCGCGUUGGUAGGGUU
Messenger RNA from Aspergillus versicolor CBS 583.65, 1200 nucleotides. RefSeq lists its product as uncharacterized. Lineage: Eukaryota; Fungi; Ascomycota; Eurotiomycetes; Eurotiales; Aspergillaceae. The record is from RefSeq and is a predicted model, not a curated record. Gene Ontology annotation, molecular function: oxidoreductase activity; FMN binding. Bases 1 to 1185 code for a protein of 394 amino acids. The transcript is spliced from 6 exons.